AUGUCUCGCCAGGUCUCAUCGUCAACUUUUCUUGGCCUCGAGAGCUGCCAUGUGUUUGUUACUGGAGCGGCCGGAGGGGUCGGCGGAGCUGUCGUCAAAGAAUUUCUGGCCAACGGGUGCCGUGUCACUUCUUUCGAUAGGAACCCAAUGGACAUCGAGAGCCUGUCAAUCUCAGAGGAGCAGAAGACGAGACUGCAUCAUAUUUCGGGCGAUUUGAGAACCGAAGCAUCCAUUGCGCAGGCCUUUCAAGAAUCUAGCAAAAGAUUUGGCCCUGUUCAAAUUCUCAUCGCCAAUGCUGGCAUCACAGACGAGAGCAGUCAUCCAUCGAUCUGGGAUAUUGACACCGAGAGAUGGGAUGCAGUCUACUCCGUCAACGUCCGAGGAACCUUUCUCACCAUCAAGCACUUCCUUCGCUCCGUGAAGCAAGCGCAAGAAGAAUCUGGCAAGGAGCUAGACAACGUCGCCAUUGUAGUCACCGGCUCCGAAACAGGCGUCUUUGGCCAGGCUGGUCACGCUGAAUAUGCAUCAGGCAAAGCAGGUCUUCAAUAUGGACUUGUCAAAACCGUCAAGAACGAGAUUGUUAAGCUCAAUUCUAAAGGACGUAUCAAUGCUGUUGCGCCUGGGUGGAUCAACACCCCAUUGAUUGGAGACCGGCUAGAUGACCCCAAGGAGAGAUGGGCUGAGGCAGAAGCGACUGUUGCUCUCCGCAAGAUUGCUGAGCCCAGUGAUGCAGCUCGUUGCAUGGCGUUUUUGGCGUCUCAUAGAGCUGCGGGCCAUAUCACGGGACAGUGUAUAUCUUUAGAUGGAGGACAGGAGGGGCGCUUGCUAUGGAGAGAGACGCAAGAUGAGCUUCAGACUAAAGCCGCCAACGACUCUUUGACUCAUAGAGUGACCUUACCAACCCCUUCAAGUCCUCCUCAGAAACGUCGAAGGUUGAGAAUUUGUCUCUCUGUUGACUUUGACGCGGUCUCAGGGCUGAUCGGAACGGGCCAUGUUCCAGAGAACAAACUAGCCGACUACUCAGCUGCCCACUUUGGCGGCAACGUUGGUGUCGAUAGACUAUUGAGGGUAUUCGACAAACAUGGCAUAUCGCAGCAAGUUUCAUGGUUCAUUCCAGGCCACUCGAUGGAAAGCUACCCCAAACAGACCCAGGCUAUUAUUGCAAGCGGCGCUGAGAUUGGCCUCCAUGGCUAUAGUCACGAGGGCGCAUACUCCUUGUCUGAGCAACAAGAACGUGACAUACUGGUGAAGUGCAUCGAACUAGCCACUUCGCUCUGCCAGGGCAAGAAGCCUGUUGGAUACCGAGCUCCCUUGUAUGAGAUCAGGGAGUCAACAGUCCGUCUGUUGGAGGAACACGGGUUCCUCUACGACGCUAGUCUCAAUUCCCACGACAGUCUGCCUUACUUCCUCCCCAGGACAUUCGCAGAAGGCAAGCCGGCAAUUCCAGACUACAGUCAACCUGCUAGUACAUGGAUGAGGCCAAUAGCUUUGACGGAGCAACCCGAGCCUGGAUCGCAGGAGGCAGAAACGUCCCUUGUAGAAAUUCCCGGUAGUUGGUACACUGAAGACGCUACCCCUCUAUGCUACUACCCCCACUCAGCAACGACCCAAGGCUACGUGAGUACCGAUGUCAUUGAGAAAAUGUGGUUGGAUCGGUUCGAAUGGCUAUGGGAGAAUGAGAGCUUUGUGGAUGAAGGACCUGGUGCUGGAUACGGAUCUAUCUUCCCGCUUAUUCUGCAUCCUGAGUGCGCUGGUAGAUCUCAUGUUAUUGGCAUGAUUGAUAAGUUUGUCGCCAAACUCAAGGCAAAGGCGGCUAGCGCUGCCGAAGGGGAGAUUACUUUUGAGUGUAUGGCGGACAUAGCGAAGGCUUGGAAGGCAAGGAGGGCUAGCUAA
Fusarium fujikuroi IMI 58289 is the source of this 1893-nucleotide messenger RNA. Its product is annotated as related to polysaccharide deacetylase. The transcript has 2 exons. Lineage: Eukaryota; Fungi; Ascomycota; Sordariomycetes; Hypocreales; Nectriaceae. The coding region runs from base 1 to 1893 and encodes 630 amino acids. Gene Ontology annotation, biological process: carbohydrate metabolic process. Gene Ontology annotation, molecular function: hydrolase activity, acting on carbon-nitrogen (but not peptide) bonds. The record is from RefSeq and is a predicted model, not a curated record.